Molecule: messenger RNA, 3289 nt
Organism: Toxotes jaculatrix (banded archerfish)
Lineage: Eukaryota; Metazoa; Chordata; Actinopteri; Toxotidae
Gene: capn3a
Product: calpain 3a, (p94)
Exons: 21
Coding region: 1-2253 (750 amino acids)
Biological process (GO): proteolysis; negative regulation of apoptotic process
Cellular component (GO): cytoplasm
Molecular function (GO): calcium-dependent cysteine-type endopeptidase activity; calcium ion binding
Source: RefSeq, a predicted model, not a curated record
AUGCCCUAUACACCGUCUGGCUUUUUCUGCGACCGGUUGAUCCGGGAACGAGAGAGGAGAGACGGGGAAGGGUCUCUGAACAAGCCCCUCCGCUUCAACGGCCAGGACUUCAACAUCCUGAGACAGGAGUACCUUCAGAGGAAGAACCUGUUUGAGGAUGACUCUUUCCCGGCCACCGUGGAGUCUCUGGGCUUCAAGGAGCUCGGACACAAGUCCAACAAGGUCAAGAACAUCGUCUGGAAGAGGCCCAAGGAAAUCUGUGAGAAUCCUCAGUUCAUUGUUGGAGGAGCCAGUAGGACAGACAUCUGCCAGGGAGAUCUUGGUGACUGCUGGCUGCUGGCUGCCAUUGCCUGUCUCACCCUGAAUGAGAAGCUUCUCUACCGUGUUGUUCCCCAGGAGCAAAGCUUCUCAGAGGGUUAUGCCGGCAUCUUCCACUUCCAGUUCUGGCGUUAUGGCGACUGGGUCGAUGUCGUCAUUGACGACCGCAUCCCAACCUUCAACAACCAGCUGGUCUUCACUAAGUCCGCCGAGAGGAACGAGUUCUGGAGCGCCCUGCUGGAGAAGGCCUAUGCCAAGCUGCACGGCUCCUACGAGGCCCUGAAGGGUGGAAACACCACAGAGGCCAUGGAGGAUUUCACCGGCGGAGUCACGGAGUUCUAUGAGAUGAAGGAAGCUCCCAAAGAGCUCUACAAGAUAAUGAAGAAAGCUCUGGAGAGAGGCUCGCUUAUGGGCUGCUCCAUUGAUUCCCUGGUUCCCGCUCGCUUUGAGACUCGUACUGUGACGGGACUUGUGAAGGGUCACGCCUACUCUGUGACGGCAGUGGAGGAGUGUAAACCGUCUCAGCACAAGGACUCUAAAGUUCGUCUGGUGCGUCUCAGGAACCCGUGGGGUCAGGUGGAGUGGAACGGUCCCUGGAGUGACAACUCUAAGGAGUGGGCCACACUCUCUAAGGCUGAAAAAGAGAAGCUACAGCAUCAGAGUGCUGAGGACGGAGAGUUCUGGAUGUCAUUCGAGGAUUUCAAGAAGAACUACACCAAGAUUGAGAUCUGUAACCUCACCCCUGAUGCCCUGGAGGACGAUAAGAUCCACAAGUGGACAGUUUCUGUGAACGAGGGCCGCUGGGUGAGAGGCUGCUCCGCCGGAGGCUGCAGGAACUACCCAGACACUUUCUGGACCAACCCUCAGUACCGCCUUCGUUUGCUGGAGGAGGAUGAUGAUCCCGAGGACAACGAGGUGGGCUGCACCUUCGUGGUGGCUCUGAUGCAGAAGAACAGGCGGAAAGAGCGCAAGAUGGGAGCCAACCUCUUCACCAUCGGAUUCGCUAUUUAUGAGGUGCCAAAGGAGAUGCAUGGGAACAAGCAGCACAUGCAGAAGGACUUCUUCCUGUUCAACUCCUCCAAGGCUCGCUGCAAGUCCUACAUCAACCUGCGCGAGGUGACCCAGCGUUUCCGCCUGAGCCCCGGAGAGUACGUCAUCGUUCCCUCCACGUACGAGCCGCACCAGGAGGGAGAGUUCAUCCUGCGAGUCUUCUCUGAAAAGAAGAACACCUCAGAGGAGAUAGAGAACAGGAUCGAGGCCGACCACCCAGUGGUAAGAGUGAAAGAGAAAAGACAAGCUUUGCACAAACUUUUUUCCCUUCACUUCUUCUCCCUCUUGCCUCAUUUAUCUCUCUCUCUACUUUUCGGCUCCAUGAUGCCUCAGCCGGCGCCGGCCUCGGCGGGGGAAGAGAGCGAGGAGGAUCAGCAGUUCCGGACUAUUUUUCAGGAGAUAGCUGGAGAUGACAUGGAAAUCACAGCCAACGAACUGAAAAAUGUUCUCAACAGAGUGAUCACCAAACAUAAGGACCUGAACACAGAGGGCUUCAGUCUGGAGAGCUGCAGGAGCAUGAUUGCUCUGAUGGACAUGGACGGGACAGGCAGACUCAACCUUCAGGAGUUCAGACAUCUGUGGAAUAAGAUCAAACAAUGGCAGGGAAUCUUUAAACACUAUAACGCUGACCAGUCUGGCAGCAUCAACAGUUACGAGAUGAGGAAUGCUGUCAAUGAUGCAGGCUUCCGUCUCAACAACCAGCUGUACGACAUCAUCACCAUGCGCUACGCAAACGAGAACAUGAACAUCGACUUUGACAGCUUCAUCAGCUGUCUGGUUCGGCUCGAAGCCAUGUUCAGGGCGUUCCAGGCCUUUGACCAGGACGGAGAUGGUACAAUCAGACUCAGUGUCCUGGAGUGGCUCCAGUUGACCAUGUACGCCUAGAAAGGCCCAUCUUCUCCCAGGUGAGCUCCACUCCACACGAGGACCAGACCUGCCAGCCUUUACCUCAAUCUUCAGUGUGCCCGACCGCCGUUAGCUCUCAUCCACCUCACCUCCAGCCUUCCCUCCCUCAGUCCCAACAGCUCUGCUUUCUACUCCAAAAUGUUCAGCAUGCUUCUUCCAUUUUAUCUUCUCCAUUUCUCUCUUUCUACAGUAGGUCUCAGGCCUUUUGCAUUUGUCCUCCAAUUAUCAUCAAAAUAUCAGUCUCCUUUUCAGUCAUCAGCUUUGUUUUUAAUUUUUUUUUUUUUAAAACACACCCUUACCUUGUACCGUAUUUUUCUCAGGCAUCAAACACACACAACCUCCUUUUUUUCUGUCACAAUACCUCACAGAGCCUCUCCCAGUAACCCAUUUCUGUGCUAGUUUACUGUUCAUCUCUCUUGACUAAUAUCUGCUCCUUUAACCAUCACCCCCGUCUUAUCAAACUGAGCAGCAGGGGCAUUUUUCCUGUAUCCAUUCCAGUGAACUGAGCUCUCUCUGGUGGACAAUGAAUAAACCUGUGAAUCACUCCUACACCUGUUACAUUUCUGACAGCACAACCAACAAUUUCUGUAAGAUAAGAUUUCUGGGGCCUCCUAAACAAAUAUCACUCUGCCCUGACCCUGUUUUUCAUUCACUUAUUUUUGUCAAUAAAAUAAUAAUCCUGGAUUUAUUGUUGGCUUAGAGUAGAACAUUAGUAUGUUUCACCCCAUCAAGUGACAGUUUUGGGUCUGAGCCAUCCAGUGUGCUCCAGGCCUAUGGAUAGCGCCCCCUGGUGGACAAACUCAGGCUUCUUCUGUUCAUCUCAGCCUCCAGCCAGUGUGAAUUUAACACCUCCCAACUGCAAAACUGUCCAGUCUGCCAGCCGUUCAGCUCUGCAUGUGGAUGGAUGAGAUUCAAGAACAAAACUGUGGAGCCGACGAGUUUUUUUCUUAACACCGAUGUUCAAGGUUCAAAUAUGGAUUUGAAAGAACAUGGCUGAGGGGGUGGACUGCAGCUU